AUGAAAGCUUCUGGAUCGCCUUGUCCUCUAGAUCAACUUUCAAUCAUUUGCUUCAAACGUUGUCCAUUCUUGCGCACUUAUCUAACCGAAGUGAUUCGUAGCGUCUGGUCUUCGAAAUCUGUACCAGCUGAAUGGAAAAAAGCGUGUUCUAUUCUUAUCCACAAAAAAGGCAAUACAAGUGACCCCUCCAAUUUCCGCCCAAUUAUUCUAGAAACUAUACCACUAAAAGUGUUUACCUCUUGUCUCCGCAAUGCUAUGUUCUCGUUCCUAACUACUAAUAACUUUAUUGAACAUCAGAUUCAAAAAGGUUUCACUCCCAAUCUGUCUGGCACUCUGGAACACACUGCUCAAAUGACAAAUAUUAUCAACCAAGCGAGAAUAAAGCAGCGCUCUGUUGUCAUCACCCUUCUCGAUCUCAAGAAUGCUUUUGGUGAAGUGCAUCAUAAUCUAAUUCAAUCUGUCCUCGACUAUCAUCACAUUCCCAAAGACGUUAGUGAAAUAAUACAGAGCUUGUAUACGGACUUCAAUACUGCAUUUAUAACAUCAGAAUUCUCCACCCCAUUUAUAACUGUCGGUCGUGGAGUUCUUCAAGGAGACUGUCUUAGUCCUCUGAUUUUUAAUAUGUGCAUCAAUACCUUUAUUCAACAUAUAAAAACUGACAAAUACCGGCAAUUUGGUUUCAUUACAAAUCUUUUAAACCCAGUCCAUUGGUUCCAGUUCGCUGAUGAUGCUGCGGUAAUAAGCGGUCAAGAUUCAGAAAAUCAACAUCUUUUAAAUCGAUUCUCGAUCUGGUGCCAGUGGUCUAACAUGAUUGUCAGGGUUGAUAAGUGUUCAACAUUUGGGAUCAGGAAAAGUCUCACAAAAUCUAUCCAAUAUUUACCUAAACUUCUGAUUAACAAUGAAUUGAUACCUGCCACUAAAAUUGGAGAGUCGUUUCGAUACUUGGGGAAAUAUUUUGACUUCAGUAUGUCCGAAAAAGAACACAAACAAGAGCUAAUCACUCUCAUGGACGACAUUAUGUCUGAAAUUGAUCUCAAACCUUUGCACCCAAAAAAUAAACUUUUGCUUUAUAGUCGUUACCUCCUAUCCAAACUUUCCUGGCAUUUCACUGUAACCACCUUAUCAAAAACCUGGGUCUCUGAAAAUAUGGAUUCUGUGGUGAACAAGUACGUACGUAAAUGGCUUGAAAUACCUAUAUCAGGAACUCUAUCUAACGUCUACCUUACCAGUAACAAGUUUGGUCUAAAUAUCUACCCGCCGUCAAUUAAGUUUGUUCAGUGCCAAACAGUUGCUCGUAACGCCUUAAAGACCUCUCCAAAUCAUUCCAUAAAAGACCUCUGGAAAACAACAUCUGAAAGCAAAAACAUUCAGUACGACGUCUACACCUCGACAAAGGAAGUCCUUAAAACUUUUACCUCCGGACAAGAAGACAAACUGCAGAAUCAUCUGAUUUUGCAAGGCUCCUUCUUCUCAAAUGUCAUUAAGUUUUCACUGUCGAAAUUAAACGGUAUAUGGUCUAAAUCCCAAUCAAACCUCCCAAAGAACAUCUAUAACUUCACCAUUCGUUACAUUAAUAACUCACUUCCAACUCGUAAAAACCUUACUAAAUGGGGAAUAUUGUCCAACUCUGAUUGCUCCUUCUGCUUAAACCCUGAAACCCUUUUACACGUAGUUGCUGGAUGUCAAACGUACCUCCCACGAUUUACAUGGAGACAUGAUUCUGUUCUGAACUUCAUAGCACAAACGCUACAACCUGUAAACAACUCCAAUCUUUUCGUCGAUCUUCCUGGUUAUAAAAGCCCAUCAAUUGUAACUGGUGACACAUUCCGCCCAGACCUACUUCUAUCUAUCAACUCGGAUUGUCUCUAUAUCCUUGAACUUUCUGUUGGCUAUGAGUCUAAUCUACAAACAAAUGUUGAUCGGAAAAGAAGAAGAUACGAAGAUCUCAUUACACAGCAAAAGAAACAAUUUAAGUCCGUAAAAUUUGUAAAUUUGUCAAUUAGUUCUUUAGGCGUUUUCUCAAAAGAAUGUCAUUCCUUUUUAGAUAUGUUAACUGAUCUAGGUCUUGAUAAAAGACACCAAUAUUUCGCUAUCAGGAAAAUUAUGUCUAUCGCGAUUAGGACAACAUAUUAUAUAUUUUGUUGCAGAGAUAAGGACUGGUUAAAUCCGGAAUUACUGAACAUUUAA
Paramuricea clavata is the source of this 2187-nucleotide messenger RNA. The record is from the annotation of a GenBank genome assembly. NCBI's taxonomy places the organism in Eukaryota, Metazoa, Cnidaria, Anthozoa, Malacalcyonacea, Plexauridae.